This is a messenger RNA of Spodoptera frugiperda (fall armyworm), 1665 nucleotides long. RefSeq names its product lipase member H-A-like. Lineage: Eukaryota; Metazoa; Arthropoda; Insecta; Lepidoptera; Noctuidae. Gene Ontology annotation, molecular function: lipase activity. The record is from RefSeq and is a predicted model, not a curated record. The coding region runs from base 247 to 1329 and encodes 360 amino acids. The transcript is spliced from 4 exons.
AUAAAAGUAAAACCUCCUUGGUAAUCCAACCGGCCAGUAGUAAAGAGGCUGUACACGAGCGUGGCUGUUGCCCGCCGCCAUCACAAAAUUUUACGCGCGAAAACUAAUGUCAAAUGAAAAAGUUUUAAUAAUUUAUUUUUGUAAAAGUUAACAGAAAAGUAUUAUUUAAAGUAUUUAAACAAAGUUUAGUUCAAUUUUACUGUUUUUAUUUGUUUAUUUAACGUAUGUUGUAAUUAUUUAGUGAAAAUGUUAAAGUUUGUGUUGUGUGCCAAUGUGUUCCUAUUUUUAGCGCCGUAUACCAGUGUGGCUGAAGACAAUAGGACCACUUUAGGAUAUCCAGCGGGAUUAAUGUCUAUUUGUCCCGGUUCCACAAAACCAGCUACAAUCCCGAAGAGCCAGCUGAAGUACUUGUCCUUCGUGGUACAGGGCAACGGUCGGAGUAGAUACAAAUACUCAUAUUGGAACGCUAAGAAUAUCGCCCAUGAUCCGAGGAUUAAUUUUAAAAGAAAGACAUUACUAGUGGCUAUCGGCUACCUGGACAGCCCCAACCUGCCGAUAUCUGCGAUGUUUGCCAACGAGUACGAGGACCGAGGGUACAACGUCAUCCUGGUGGACAACCAGAGAUUUGCCACUGUGCAUUAUCAUUUAGCAACCCGCCUCAUGCGUCCAGUAGGCAAGCACGUCGCAGAAGUACUAGCCCAACUAACACAGUACGGUCUAGAUCCAUCCACACUAGAAAUCCUAGGCUUCAGUCUAGGCUGCCACACUGCAGGCUUCAUAGCCAAACAUUUUCAAACCUUUACAGGACGAAAUAUAUCUUCUAUCACCGCUUUAGAACCUUCAGGACCGUGUUUUAGGUACCUAGGACCAAAAGAUCGCCUAGAUGCUUCUGACGCAGAUUUUGUCCAGGUCAUCCAUACAAAUAUUGAUGGUUACGGCAUGGCCACUCCCAUGGGUCAUGUGGAUUUCUACGUAAACGGGGGAGAAUACCAACCAUCAGACAUUAGCAUUUACCCUUGUACGACCACUUGUAGUCACUUCAGGAUCCUCCCAAUUUGGAUUUCUGCUCUCAAAAAUCCUAGGAAAUUUAUUGGGAUGAAGUGCAAAGAUAUUCAGCAAGCAAGGGACUCUAAAUGUUAUGGGAAUGUCCCUCUAGAAACUAUUGUUAUGGGUCUUGGUAUAGAUAGAAGAAAAAGGGGGAUAUUUUACUUAGCAACUACGAUGGAAUACCCCUUCUAUUUAGGGGCUAAAGGGUUGAAAGAAGAGUAUGUCUAUUGGAAAAGGAUGACGAAUGUUAACAGUGGGAAUGAGACGGAAAUAUACACGUAAAGAAGAUUAGAAGAGUACAAAAAUAGCAUUUUUAUUUGGUACAAUUUGUAGAAGAGGAUAGUUGGGAAUAUUUUUGCAAAUUGGUUGAUUUGGUGUCAUGGGAGACGAAAUAAAGUUGUAGUGUCAAGAGUAGGAAGCUUGAUAGCUUAGGGAGUUUGAUAAUAAGUUAAGAUUGUGGAUUUUUUGUGAAUUUAUGAAACAAUAAUUCAAUGAAAGACUGUUCAAAACAAUCAAAAAUUGUAUGGUUGGGAAAACCCCAAGUGAUGUUACUAUGAGAAUCAUUUUUAUUGUAAAACAACACGAAAAUUUUACAAAUAAAACAUAUGAAAGUACAAA